Clonostachys solani is the source of this 2721-nucleotide messenger RNA. The record is from the annotation of a GenBank genome assembly. NCBI's taxonomy places the organism in Eukaryota, Fungi, Ascomycota, Sordariomycetes, Hypocreales, Bionectriaceae.
AUGCAUUUCAAUAGGUUUCUCCUGGCCCUGCCUUUGGCAGCUGGCUCGUCCGCGAACUCUUUUCAUGUUCGGGAUGAGGAAGAACCAGUGCGAGAUAUCAAUAUCAACAAGCAGUUCAUAAUUCAGGUCGAGCCGGGAACCAACUUGGAGGGCCUCAAGAAAGAAUUGUCCUCAAAUAACCAGGCCAAGAUCUUGAAGACCUUUGAGUCUGACGUUUUUACUGGAAUCACCAUCGAAUCUGAUGGCUUCAACGUAGAUACCUUGAACAGCAUCGAUGCAGUCAAGCAGAGCUGGCCCGUGUCAAAGGUCGAGCUUCCCCCUUUGGAGGAUCUCGCUGAGUUGGUCCAAGUCAACGAGGCAUCGAAUUAUUCGAUCCACUCCUGGACUGGUGUUGACAAGGCACACCAAGCGGGUAUCCUAGGUAAAGGUGUGAAAGUCGCCAUUGUGGACACAGGCAUUGAGUAUACCCACGACGCUCUUGGCGGCGGCUUUGGCGCCUCAUACAAAGUUUCAGGAGGCUACGACUUAGUUGGUGACGGAAAUUGGCCUACUGGUGCCCUCGCUCCCGACGACGACCCCAUGGACAAGCGAGGUCACGGCACUCACGUUGCGGGUAUAGUAGCCGGGAAAACAGAUUGGUUCACCGGCGUGGCACCCGAGGCGGAACUGCUCGCAUACAAGGUAUUUACCACGGAAAGUAGCACUUAUGAUAAUAUUCUUAUUGAGGCAUUUAUCAUGGCAUACGAAGCUGGCGCCGAUAUUAUCACUUCCAGUGUUGGAGCUGCAGGUGGUUGGUCCAAUGGUCCGUGGGCCACAGUUGCAUCUAACAUUGCCGAAAAAGGUGUCAUUGUGACAAUUGCGGCAGCGAAUUCUGGAUCUUAUGGCCCAUUCUAUGCAAACUCUGGCUCGUCUGGCAAGGAUGUCCUAGCUAUUGCCUCGGCAAAGGCGGGAACGCUCGCCGCCUCACCAUUUGAGCUCAGCUUGACCUUGGAUGGGAAGACGACGACUUCUCAGGUUGGAUACCGCUACAACUACAACCCUUGGACUUUCAAGGGCAUGAAAAUCUAUCCUCUAUAUAACGACACUACGAGAGUCAAUCAGGCGUGUACGACCGAAGACAUCCCAGAGAAUACCCCCGACCUGUCCAACGUCAUUGUGCUGAUUAAACGAGGAAAAUGCGACUAUCUUGAGCAAGAAUUCAACUUAAUAUCACACAAUGUGACUCAAAUUAUGUUCUAUAACAAUGGAAGCAGUCCUGAUGAUCCUAUCUCGUGGCUUACCCGCUCAAAGGCGUUGGUGGAGAAAGAGGUCGGAGAGGCAAUUGUUGAGACAAUCAAAGCUGGCGGAGAAGCAACAGUUGACUUUCAGAAGUAUGCCGACGCCAAAUGGUACAUGGGGAUGUACAACGGUGUUGGAAACCGACCUAGUUACUUCACCUCAUGGGGCGGCUUGUUCGACAUGGAUCUUAAACCAGAUGUCGCUGCUCCUGGCGGAGAGAUUCUCAGUUCCUGGAUUGGAAACACCUGGCGUAUUGCGAGCGGUACAUCCAUGGCCACUCCAUAUGCAGCGGGAGUAGCGGCAUUGUAUUUGAGCAAAUUUGGUGGCCGCGGUACCCAUGGAGCAGGAGUGUCGAAGACGUUCAACAACAGAGUAAUCACUGGAGGCUCUUCAAUGCCCUGGUCAAUUGUUGAUAAGACCUUUCCGGAUGAUACCGGUUUCUGGGCUCCCACCAUCCAAGCAGGAAGUGGACUGUUGAACGCAUGGAAGGUGCUGACUUACACUACCACAUUAGGAUCCUCAAAGUGGCUGCUCAACGACACGGAACACUUCACUGGGACGCACAGUGUAGAAAUCACUAAUAAUGCAGAUACUGAGGUCGAAUAUACAUUCAACUUGCAACCUGCAGCAGGUGUCCAAGCUGCACCUUCAAGCGGUGUUGGAGUGGCGCUGCUUAAUCAGAUCCAACCUGUGGAAAUGGUUCCCAGCGUCAGCAUGCCCUCGGGUACUUUCAAAGUGGGAGCUGGAGAGACGAAGACGGCCGAGUUUAUUUUCGAUUAUCCACGGGGACUAGACGAGAGCAAGCAACCUCUAUACAGUGGCAAAGUCCUGAUCAGUUCCUCAUUGGACGAGCAGCUUUCAGUCCCUUAUUUUGGGGCGGCUUAUAGUUUAAGAGAGGCUUACAAGGAUAUAUUCAUUGCGGGAACUCCUUACAUUCGUUCACCCACCUAUGAUAUUACGCAAAAGUCAAAUUUUACAUUCGAUGUGAGAUUGGAUGGCUCUACCAAGCAAGAUUAUCCGAAAGCUUAUGCCUCCUUUGCGUUUGGAUGCGACGAGCUUCGUUGGGAUAUUUAUGAGUCUGGCUGGAAAGAGUCGAGCUGGACUUAUCCUCCUGUCGUUGGGGAGGGUGGCUACCUCGGUGCUGCAACCUCGUUCCGUGAUGCCGGGAUCAAAACGUAUUUUGAUCCAACGAAGGACGACAAAGAAAACACAGUUCCGUUUCCGAUUCGAGCCACUCCGCGCAACAUCAUAUCAGUUCCAAUCGCCGGCUAUGAUCAGUAUCGAUUUUUCUGGCUAGGGAAGCUGGCAAAUGGUUCAUACAUCAAUCCUGGCAAAUAUGCUAUGAGGUUCGCCGCGCUGAGGCCUUUGGGCGACAGGGCAGCGUCGAGUGACUGGGACAUCUGGGACACACCAGAGAUCACAGUUCUACCACUGUCGGAUUAA